Limanda limanda (common dab) is the source of this 1700-nucleotide messenger RNA. It is a transcript of the gene phf1, whose product is annotated as PHD finger protein 1. The record is from RefSeq and is a predicted model, not a curated record. Gene Ontology annotation, molecular function: DNA binding; chromatin binding. The transcript is spliced from 16 exons. Lineage: Eukaryota; Metazoa; Chordata; Actinopteri; Pleuronectiformes; Pleuronectidae. Gene Ontology annotation, cellular component: nucleus. Bases 60 to 1700 code for a protein of 546 amino acids. Gene Ontology annotation, biological process: chromatin organization; regulation of DNA-templated transcription.
AACUGAGGAAAGUAAACAGCAAAGGCGUGGACUGUAUUGGACAUAAGUGCAUUUCACUGAUGGGGGGAGUAAGUGAAGGAGAUGAUGUGUUGGCUCGAUGGAGUGAUGGACUACUGUACCUCGGCAAUGUAAAAAGAGUCGACGGCGUCAAGCAAUGCUGCCUGGUGAGAUUUGAGGACAACUCCGAGUUCUGGGUGCUGAGAAAGGACAUUCACUCGUUUGCCGCUGGAGUGGAAGAAGUUUGCUGUAUCUGUGACGCGCCGCCUCUUAAAGAACCGCUCAUAAAUUGUCUUAAAUGUCGCCACGGUUAUCAUCCAGAGUGCCACACGCCAGCCAUCGAACCGGAAGCUGACAGCGACUCGUGGAUCUGUCGGCAAUGUGUCUUUGCAGUCGCAACCAAGAGGGGCGGGGCCCUGAAGCGAGGACGCUUCGCCCGGCUCAUGCAGUUCAUGAAGCUCCGCCUCCCGUACCAGCUGUCGUCUCUGGACUGGGACCCGCAGCACCUGACCAAUCAGCAGCAGUGUUACUGCUACUGUGCCGGACCUGGAGAGUGGAACCUGAAGAUGCUGCAGUGUGGAGGCUGUGGUCAGUGGUUCCACGAGGCCUGCACCCAGUGUCUCACCAAGCCAUUACUGUAUGGAGACAGGUUCUAUCAGUUCCAGUGCUCUGUGUGCACAAAGGGACCAGAGACCAUCCAGAGACUUCCCAUGACCUGGGUGGACUUGGCUCACUUAGUGCUCUACCAUCUCUCGCUGUGCUGCAAGAGGAAAUACUUUGAUUUUGACCAUGAAAUCCUGUCCUUCACCAACGAGAACUGGGACUCGUUGCUCCUGGGCGCGCUCUCCGACACGCCGAAGCAGGACCGCUGUCACAAUCUCCUCAACGCGCUGAACUCCCACAAGGACAGGUUUGUCUCCGGAAAGGAGAUCAAGAAGAAGAAGUGUCUUUUUGGGCUCCAGGUCCGAGCUCCGCCUCCGCUGACCUCCGAUUCGUCUCCUCUCAUCACGGAGCCACCGAUCAACAUCACACACCGCAGAAGCCCGCUGUCACUGCCCUGCCAGAGGAGAGUGGGGGGGCCCGAGUCCCGUAAAUCAAAGCGUCGCAUCAUGGAGACACAGGCCUGUCCACCUCCGGUCGCUGCCAACCCCAUUGAGCUGCUGCCAUGUUGUCAUGGUUACAUGGGAGAGGCCAACCUCUACAACUCCAGGAAGUCCGAGGAGGAGCUCAACCUGAGCUCUCCUCCCAAACGGAUGUACGGCCGCUACCACUCCACCUACAGUGGGAACACGGGACUCUCCAGGAGCCUCCAUCACUACAACAGCAUGGAGGACACCUGCCGGUUACCACCACCCUGCUUCCCAUACCCUCUCAAUUCCAACGGUAGCCAUAACCACCACCACCUCCACCAGCACCAUCACAACAACCAACACAACAACAACCACCACCAACACCAGCACCAGCCGGGGCAGAAGCCGCUGGAGCCCCUCAUCAUGAGAGAUCUGGCUCCUUACCAGGCCGACAUGGGCGGAGGCGGUGGCGUAGGUGGAGGAGGUGGAGGAGGUGGAGGAGGAGGCGGAGGGGGCGGGACAGUGGCCAGGAGCUGGGGUGGAGGGGAGGCGGUGAGGAUCUUGGCGAGGCGCGUGACGCCGGACGGGAAGGUUCAGUACCUGGUGGAGUGGGACAACGUGAGUUUGUACUGA